Dothidotthia symphoricarpi CBS 119687 is the source of this 1715-nucleotide messenger RNA. RefSeq lists its product as uncharacterized. The record is from RefSeq and is a predicted model, not a curated record. The coding region runs from base 328 to 1464 and encodes 378 amino acids. NCBI's taxonomy places the organism in Eukaryota, Fungi, Ascomycota, Dothideomycetes, Pleosporales, Dothidotthiaceae. The transcript has 5 exons.
CCGACUACAAGCACUACCAGACGUUGCCAAGAGUAGUCUGAGGCGCUGACAGGAUGUUAUCACACACACACGUUCCUUCAGUGUGACGGUAGUAUGUCUCGUAGCAGUGGACACCACUGUGGGUACUAUACGAGAUUAUUACUCUUCCUCUAAGCGCCCGACAUGGCCUUACGGACUACAUAUAUGAGUUGCUUGCGGGACUACUUGCUCUCAUCAUCAAACAUCAUUUGGCUCACACUUCAGUUUCUUUGUCUUUCUUUCAACCCUCCUUCUAUUCUAUUCUAUUCGAAGCGCCGGACGCACUCUUUAUCUUAAACCUCAAUCAAAAUGUAUUACAGCUCUCCCAUCUUCGCGCUAGCCGCACUUAUUUCCAUUGCGCAUUCGCAUGGUGUCCUUCUUUCCGCGGUGGGAGACUCUGGUGAGAGUCAAGGCUUUUUAGUUAAUCCUGAACUUGCGCGUAACUGUACCACCAUUUCGCCCUGCCAGCAAGACUCAACCAUCAUCCGCGAUUCUGAAAUCAAACAAAACAUUGUCAACGCGUGCGGACGUACCGAAAUCGCCGGCAACAUCGACAUUGGAGAGCAGACAGAGAACGAACUAGCCGUGAAACGAGUUACCAAGGUUUCUGGAGGCAGUGUCCUGGCCGUGACUAUCCACCAGGUCAACGCGGACGGCGCGGGCCCCUAUGAGUGCGAUAUGGACGAGACCAGCAACGCAACAACAGAUUUCACCCCGUUAACUGUAUCCAACAACAUCCCAGGCGCCAACGGCCUCUCCCAAGCGAAAGAACAAGACUUUGUCAUCAACGUGCAGAUGCCAGACAAAUUUAACUGCAUUGGUGCCUCCACGGGCAACAUCUGUACCGUGCGAUGCCGCAACGCCGCUGUUGCAGGGCCGUUUGGAGGAUGUUUUGCGGUCCAACAGACUGAUGGGCAGGGAAGAAAAGCCGGUGCUUCCGGUGUCAAUACAGCACAGACACUUAAAGGUAUUCAAGCGCAGAUCCUGCAGAACCAAAAAGAUCUUGAUGCUGCUAUUGCGGCGAACCAAGCGGCUGGGGCAGCGGGAGGAAAUGAGGGCGCGAGUGCUAUUUCUGCACUUGCUACUGCGACUGCUACGGCGGCAACGACUUCGAAUGCUGCGGCCACUGCUUCAGCCUCUGCUACGGCGGGUGCUGGGAAGGGCAACGGCAGGGGCAAGGGCAACGGAAAUCAGAACCAGAACGGCCAAGCCGCUGGCCAGAACGGUAACACCAACGCCGGUCAGGGGGGCAACGGGAACAGAGUCGGAAACGGAAAUGCAGCCAACAACCAGCAGGGUAACGCUAAUGCCAAUACCGGUGCGCAGAACGGUAUUGGGAACACCGGUAAUGGAAUUGGCGGCGGCCGUGGCAACGGCAUUGGCAAUGGCAACGGACGAAAUCAGAAUAAGAAGAGGGGUGCGAGGUUUAUGUCCAAGAUUUGGUAGGCUUGGCUUGGUCUUGGGAUGUGAGGAUGGAGUGUCGAGCUUUUGGUAAACACUCCUUCUCUUUCUCAACUUGAGCAUAGGAUGAAGGAGCUCGUUUUGAUUUUGUCCUCGUGUAGAUAUACAUAAGACGUACUUCGCAGCUGGUGAGAGCUACUGCAAUAUACUAGGGUCCUUGAACGAUACUUUCGUAUAUUGCUGUAGCUUUGUUUAUAGUUGAAAAUUGUAGAGAUAGUGGUUAUACUCCUUGGUAC